CGUCCCAUGGUUGGCUCAUUCUUCGGGUGCUACCUCAUCAAUUCGGUCACGAGGAAGCAGACGACAUACGUCGGCUUCACAUGCAACCCCGGGCGGCGCAUCAGGCAGCACAACGGCGAGAUCAAAGCAGGUAGGUACGCCACACUGCCGAUGACGUCUGUUCCCUCUCGCACUUGAGCCUUCCUGGCACUGUCGGUGCGAGUCAGUACACCUUUGGUUGUGUGCGUUGUCGGCGUGCGUGUGUGUGUGGUGAUCUCAUCAGGUGCUCGCAAGACGCGGCGGUGGCGUCCCUGGAAGAUGAUUGUGUGUGUGUGGGGCUUCCCAAACAAGAUCGCUGCACUGCAGUUCGAAUGGGCCUGUAAGUAAGCGGAAAGGAAAGGCGCCAAGUCAAAAGGACGCUUGUCGAUGGCUGCAGUGUUUGUCUGCGUGUGUGUCUGUUUAGGGCAGCAUCCUGCUGUGUGCCGCCUGUCGCGUGACGCAGUGGCCGACCUCUCAUACUGGUCGGCCAGUCAGCGAUGACAGUCAGUGCACGUGUCUGGUGAGUGUGUGUGUGUGUGUGUGAGCCUCAGUGAGGUGACGAAGCGGGGUCGUCAGAAGCCUCGCACGGUGGUGCAGAACCUUGAGGUGGUCUUCAGGAUGCUCAGAUGCCAACCAUGGGCUAGAAUGCCGCUGCAGGUAGGCACAUCGAUCACUCAGCCACCACACAAACACACAGAUUGUCAGACACACGCAGCUGGGCGAUUUUCUUGAUGUGAGCAGGUGCAUUUCUUGGACGCCGAGGCGUAUGGGACGCUGCUGCCGCGGCUGCAGACGGCGACGGAGAUACCCACACACAUCAAGAUAGUCCACGGCGGAUUCGACGACCUGCCAGUCAAGAAGGGCAGCCAAGGUGGGCUGAGCAUAAUGGAUGGAUGGACGAAUGGGUGUGUGCAGCUGCAUCCGUGUGUGUGUGUGUGCGUGUGCGUGUGGAUCAGUGUGCGAUAAUGACGACGACAUGGAUGAGGGUCAACCGCUUAGCUGCGGCGAAUGCAACGCACUAUUUGCCGAGAAGGUGUGGAGGGAUACACACAAGGACAAAACCAGAACAGAGCAGACAAGUGUGUGUCAGGAUCGCAUGGUUCGGUGUCCCAGCUGCCGCACACGAUUCCACGUUGUCUGCGCUGCCAAGGUAGGUGGGUACACCGCACACGCAUACGACCACUCCACCACACUGCAGAGCCUCACACACACAGAUGCCUGCCUUCUGUGCUUUCCCCCUGUCUGGGUCAGACCUUCCUCGAGUCCCCCUCCCCGUCAGACAGUUCCUCCUCCCUGCAGCGUCGCCCCACGCCCAUAUCCCUCUCACAGGACGCGUCCCCGCCAUCACAGCCUGACGCAGACAUGCCCAAAGCCAAGCCGACCAAACUCCUGCCUGACAGAGGUCGGUUCGGUCGCGGAGGCAGGAGAGGGAGGGCAGCGGACUUGGCUUUGCUGUUUUGAUGUGUCUGUGAAGGUCAGUGCCCCGUGUGUUUCGAGCCUGUCGCGUGGGCAGAGGUAUCGACUCACAAAUGGACAGACGACGCCUACCGGACGCGCACAACACGUUCCUCUCUGUUCGCCUUUUUCGUUGCUCGAUCAGUUUGUCCGUUCGGCGACAAUCUUCGAGCCCAACCGCCCCACACAAGGAGACGAUGACGACGAUGACGAGGAGGAUGACUCAGAUGAAGACGACAGCCACGACGACAACAACGGCAGUGAGGAGGACAAGGAGUGCGACAGCAGUGGCGGGGAGGGCGGCAGGGGCGGCAGGGGCAAAGGACCGAUGGGCCUCGCCAAGAAGAAGAGGGGCCGCCCAAAGGCCAAGCCAACAGCCAAACAGCCCGUCGGCAGGCCGCCAAAGGUCCCGCGGGCCAAGAAGGCAGCAGCAGCAGCCAAGGCGGACGACACGCCGAUGGACGCGUGCGUCAUCGACCUGCAGACUGGCGAUGUUCGCUUCCCUGGCAUGAUCUUCCCCGACCCCUCCACGUACACAUCCAGCCUCCAGCGGGCCGCCCACCUGCUCAACCAGCACCUGCAGACCCACAUGCAGGCACAGGAGGCCCAUAUUGAUGACGAUGACGACCGCGACAGAGGCGAUCAUCCCCCUCUCCCGUCGGCAUCUGCACGCGAGGGCCCCAGGAGAAGGAAGAAGAAGGCUGCCGACGAGGGGCCUCAGGUGAUCGACCUCGAGAAGAGCGAGGAGUUGCAGGGGCAGCAGCUGGAUGGGCAGCUGGAUGGCCGUGGUGGUGGUGGGAUGGGGGGCCCAUGCGGUAGCCAGGAGUGUGCGGGUGGGUCAGGCGGGGACGAUGGCGGCAGUGUAGGUGCGGGUGGUGUGGGUGAGGCUGGGGGUGGUGGGGGUGGGUUGUCGCUGGUGGAGAGGUUGAAGCGGCGGCAGAGGGCAAACCAGUGAGUGAGGAGGGAGGGACGGCCGGCUGGAUGGAUGGAUGCACGGGUUGCGUAUACGUAUCUGUGUGGGUGGCCGUUUGAUUGAGAAACACUAGCGUGGAGGGACAUUCAUUUGCUGUACAUACUUGUGUGUCUGUUUAUUCCACAUUUAUUCAUUCAUAUUACGAGUAAGUAUGGGC
Molecule: messenger RNA, 2603 nt
Organism: Vitrella brassicaformis
Lineage: Eukaryota; Vitrellaceae
Source: the annotation of a GenBank genome assembly